Molecule: messenger RNA, 3607 nt
Organism: Siniperca chuatsi (mandarin fish)
Lineage: Eukaryota; Metazoa; Chordata; Actinopteri; Centrarchiformes; Sinipercidae
Product: toll-like receptor 8
Exons: 2
Coding region: 131-3220 (1029 amino acids)
Biological process (GO): canonical NF-kappaB signal transduction; positive regulation of interleukin-6 production; toll-like receptor signaling pathway
Cellular component (GO): plasma membrane
Molecular function (GO): pattern recognition receptor activity; protein binding
Source: RefSeq, a predicted model, not a curated record
GAUGACACACGAGACAGGCACAGUUUUAUAGUUAUAGUUAAUUUUCAAUUUUACCUGAAAGUGCCAGAAAGUCACCUGUUUUCAAGACAUUCAUUUAAGGAUCAUAAGGAAUCAAUACAGUACAUACACAAUGACCAUCACAUGUUGGAUGCACUUGCUGCUGUUCUGUCUGUGUUGCCAUUAUGAGAUCCAGCCUGCUGCGUGUAAACCUGCGUGGAUGUCACCGCAGUUCCCUUGUGAUGUCACAACCGCCAAUACCUCUAGGGUGCUAUUUGACUGCAAAGGGCGUCAUCUGCAUAGAGUACCUUAUGGGAUAACUAGUAAUGCAACUGAGCUCAACUUAUCAGAAAAUUACAUUAAGAAUAUUUCCGUUAAUUCAUUUUCUAACCUUCUGAAUCUGACUCGACUCAAUCUAAGCUGGGCAAACAAGAACAAAGGACUGAUCAUUGCUGCGAAUGCUUUCAAAAAUCUGACAAAACUGCACGAACUAAGACUGACUGGCAAUUGUCUGAAUGAAAUUCCCGGCAAUCUCCCUCUCAGUGUGGAAAUCCUUGAGCUAAACAAUAACAAGAUUUUGUUGUUGGAUAACAGCAGCCUGGCUGGCUUAACAAAUGUGACACAUUUAUUGUUAUCCAGAAACUGCUACUUCUGGAAUCCUUGUGGAAAAUCUGUUACGAUUAUGGACGACAGUUUUGCAGCUAUGAACAAACUGCAGGCUCUGGACUUGUCCUUUAACAACUUAACUCAAGUUCCCAAAGGAUUACCCCAGUCAUUAUGCAUGUUAACGCUGGGUUCGAACAAAAUACAGUACAUAUCUGAAGAUGAUUUGCUUGGUUUACAAAAUUUAAAAAUCCUAAAAAUACAAGGCAACUGUCCUAGAUGUCAAAAUGCUCCGUAUCCCUGUGUUCCUUGCCAAAACAUUUCUCUUGGCAUCCAUCCCAAUGCAUUUCACAGUCUAACACAGCUUGAGUCACUGAACCUGGGAGGAAACUCACUGAACCACCUGAAUCCCUCAUGGUUCGCGAGGAUGAGCAAGCUUAAAGAAUUGUUCCUUUCAUUUAACUUCUUAAUGAAAGCAAUAACUGAGGAGGCAACAUUUCUAAGAUCCCUUCCCAGGCUAGAGAAAAUUGAUCUCUCGUUCAACUUUGCUCUCAAGUUCUAUCCUACGACAUUAAAUCUUUCAAAAGAGUUUUCAAAUCUCAUUUCACUUAGAACUUUGCAUAUGGAGGGUUUGGUCUUCCAGAAUAUUGGACCAGGCACACUCAGACCUCUGUACGAGCUCAAAAAUCUGUCUGCAUUGAAUUUAGGGACAAACUUCAUUAUUUACUCUGAUUCCACCAUAUUCAGCAAAUUCUCCCACCUGAAAAUGAUAUACCUCGCAGAAAACAGGCUGUAUCCCAUUCCAGUGAAAAGCCCCCCACAUACAAAUGAGGGAUACAAUCAGGGGUUGGAUCUCUCUAUUUCACCGUUCAUAAAACCCCAUCCAAAAGAUUUUGCUUAUGAGAUAACACACAGCCUUAUCAAGCAAGAGUGCUUUGACUCUGGACGAGUGUUAAUACUCAGCUCAAAUAAUCUGUUCUUCAUUUCUCCAAAGCAAUUCGAGGGCUAUGGAAAUAUUGCAUGUCUCAACCUCUCAGGAAAUGGAUUUUCAGCAGCACUUAAUGGAACAGAGUUCUCCUUGCUGCCUAAUCUGACAUACCUGGACCUGUCAUUCAAUAAGAUUGAUCUGGCCUAUGACAACGCCUUCAACGAACUAAAGAAACUGCAAGUACUAGACCUCAGUCAUAAUUCCCACUACUUUAAAGCUUUCGGGAUAACGCAUAAUUUGAAUUUUACAAAAAAUCUGCCUGCCCUGAGAGUGCUGAAUAUGAGUCAUAACUCCAUUUCCACAUUAACGACAAAACUGAUGUACAGCAAAUCAUUAACAGAACUUCAGUUUACGAAUAAUUAUCUUGGGACCCUUUGGAAAGAAAGGGAUGGCUCGUAUAAGACGCUAUUUACUAAUCUAACUAAUUUGGCAAUUUUAGAUAUAUCCCAAAACACCAUUGCAAAGAUUCCAGACGAGGUUUAUGAAUAUUUGCCACGUACCCUCACCGUACUACGCAUAAGUCACAAUGCACUUACUGAUUUUAAAUGGGACAAACUAAAGUGUUUCAACCAACUUCAAAUUUUGGACCUGAGCUUCAAUUCUUUAGCUAAUGUGACAGGUAUAAACUCAAACGUCACCCACACUUUGACUUUCCUUGACCUGAGUCAUAAUAACAUUUUCCACUUGGACAAUGGAUUUCCAAAUGGUGCAAAAAGCCUUACGACUCUUAGCCUUAGCUACAACAAAUUGGCUAUCAUCAAUCAAUCCACCUUCCAAACAAGACCUGACAAUCAGAUUCACACUUUGUUCUUGCAGAGAAACCCGUUCCAAUGUACCUGUGAUUCAUUAGAUUUCAUUCUGUGGAUUGAAAACAGUAAUGUAAAGAUCCCUAGACUGACCAGUGAGGUGACAUGUAACACACCAGAAAACCAGAAGGGUCGAGCUCUGAUAUACUUUGACAUUAACCAGUGUGUAAAUGACAGUCAGGCGUUCUUGAUCUACAUUCUCACAAAUUCCUUCAUUAUUGUUUUUAUGUUUGUGGCAACAGUUGCUCACUUAUUUUACUGGGAUGCUUCCUAUGUCCUACACUAUAUGAAAGCUAAGCUGAAGGGAUACAGGUCCUUGAACUCACCGGACGGUGUUUAUGAUGUCUUUGUGACUUAUGACACCAAAGAUCCACAUGUCUCGGAUUGGGUGAUGAGGAAUUUGCGAGUGAAACUGGAAGAGGAAGGAGAGAAGCAUCUUCCUCUGUGUCUGGAGGAGAGGGACUGGCCCCCUGGGGUCCCGCUGGUGGAUAACCUCACUCAGAGCAUCCGAUACAGUCGCAAGACCCUGUUUGUCUUAACAGAGGGUUAUGUUAAGACUGGGGUUUUCAAGCUGGCGAUGUAUCUGGCCCACCAAAGACUGCUUGAUGAAAACAUGGAUGUGAUCGUGCUGCUGAUGCUGGAGCCCGUCCUGCAGCACUCUCACUUCCUGCGCCUGAGGAGGAGGCUGUGUGGGCAAAGUGUUGUGGAGUGGCCGAGGACAGCUGCUGCGGAGCCCUGGUUUUGGCAAAACCUGAGGAAUGUGGUCAGAGUAGACAAUCAGGUGAUGUACAACAAGACUUAUUCAAAGUACUUCACCAGCAACUGAAGCAGUGGUCAGGAUAAAGGCCAACUGUCUGGGAAUGAUUUCUAACUUUACUAUGUGGACAAUAAUAUGACUUUUGAAACUAUUGUUCUGUAUGAACACUGAUGUGGUCCUUCACAACUUUUAUCACUCUGCCUGGGGCUUAAUAGAAGGCAAAUAAAGACAUUAUUUCAUAAUUGUUUGCUGAUACAGUUACAAUGAUACUGAAUGUCUUGCAAAUAUUACAGUAUUUGAAUAAAUCAGCCCAGUUUCAGUCAGUUAUCUGGUCUCAAUCUAAGCUAGAAAAUAUCUUUAAGGUCACAACUUCAACCAACAAAAGGGCAAUUUAUUGUAAAAACAAAAUGCACUGCAUUCCCCUGUACUGUGUUUAUAAUAAAGUGUUUAUUGCUA